Nasonia vitripennis (jewel wasp) is the source of this 5135-nucleotide messenger RNA. RefSeq names its product serine/threonine-protein kinase/endoribonuclease IRE1 (gene Ire1). Gene Ontology annotation, molecular function: RNA endonuclease activity; ATP binding; protein serine/threonine kinase activity. Gene Ontology annotation, biological process: protein phosphorylation; IRE1-mediated unfolded protein response; mRNA processing. The coding region runs from base 525 to 3452 and encodes 975 amino acids. The record is from RefSeq and is a predicted model, not a curated record. NCBI's taxonomy places the organism in Eukaryota, Metazoa, Arthropoda, Insecta, Hymenoptera, Pteromalidae. The transcript is spliced from 12 exons. Gene Ontology annotation, cellular component: IRE1-TRAF2-ASK1 complex.
GAUUUAUUACAGAAUGAGGCGCGCAGUAGGUACAGCAGCACAGCAGCGCUGAUACUGUGUCUGGUUUGUUCACCAAUACAUAUCAUCAUGAGCCAAAAGAGCGAGUACCGUAUGGCGAAAAUGUCCGCGAAUAAUUUCGCAAUCCUCGAAGAUCAACAAGUGUUGUCCAGUCAAUCCAGAGCUGCACCUCUUUGUCGAUUCGUUUGAGCCGAAUGCCGCGACUUGCAACUUGUUAACUUGUGUAUUUUUGACAAAAUGACGCAACGAGCCCGCUACCUUGGUUUAUUCGAUCAGUUGCGUUUGUGUUUAUUACCUGAUCGCUGUCGGUGCGAAAGCUCAAUCGUUAGAUCAAAAGUUCGGUGAACUGUGUGUCGAAGGACUUAAAAGACUCGUCCUGGUUAUGCAAGACAACUCGGAGCUGAUGUCCUACUCGAGUGCCAGGAAUGAACAUAACCUAGUGUUUAGUUUAGUUUUGAGAUUGAAAUAAUAGGCUUUGUAUGUUGUUGUGUCAUCGAUAAAGCAAAAUGAACAGGCUACUGUAUCAGACGUUUUUCUCGUUCAUCUGCUGUACACUUGGACAGCAGGCAACAGAGACCCACACCACUGGAUUAGUGCCAGAUCAGGAUGACGCUUUGCUUAUGUUCUCUACAUUAGAUGGAUCUCUUAUUGCUGUAGAGCAAAGAACAGGAGAAAUCAGGUGGCAUCAGAAUGAUGAACCAGCAGUUAAGGUUCCCCAUGAUACAAAUCAAAUGUCAAUGCCUGUAUUCUUGCCAGAUCCAAAAGAUGGAUCAUUGUACUUGUUUGGUCCUGAAACAGAGGCCUUGAAAAAGCUGCCCUUUACUAUUCCACAAUUGGUAGCUAGUAGUCCAUGUCGCAGUAGUGAUGGCAUUUUAUAUACUGGACGUAAAAUUGACACCUGGUUCAGUGUGGAUCCAAAAACAGGUGAAAGAGAGCAACUUCUUGGAUUCAGCAAAGCGGACAACACCUGUCCUAUAGAUACUCAGAAUGCUAUAUAUGUAGGCCGAACAGAGUAUAACAUAAUAAUGAUAGAUAGCAAGCGCAAAGAUAGAAAGUGGAACGUCACUUUUUAUGACUACUCAGCUGCUAAAAUGGAUAAUGAGCUGGUUGAAGACUAUGAUUUGGCUCAUUUUGCUGGCAGCUCUACUGGACAAGUUGUAACAUUGGAUAGAUUUGGAAAUACUUUAUGGAAUAUCAAUCUUGGAAGUCCAGUUAUAGCAAUUUACACCAUUAGUAAAGAUGGUCUUAUUACAAUACCAUUUACUAGUGUGUCUGAAAGUACUUUGGGUCAAUUGUUGCAGAAAAUUGCUAUCAAUCCUAAUGAAUUUCAAUUUUUCCCAACACUAUACAUUGGAGAACACAGCCAUGGCUUGUAUGCCUUACCAUCAUUUUCAGAUUCAGCAACCCCAACCAUAGCAAGUAAAGCUGGACAAUUGCUUCUAGAAGGUCCCAUAAUUAGUCAAAUGCAGAAGAACGAGUCACCUCCUCCGCCGUUUGACGGUGGUUCAAAAGAACCUCUAGAAAGUGAUUUUCAAAGAAUCGGUGCUGAUAAAAAUAAUAUAAUGAUUCUAGGUCAUUAUGAAGUUCCUAGCGAGUAUAAACCCCACAAUCAGCCUUUGCAAAUCACCGGUCGUUCUGACCCGGUCAUUCUCACGAAGGGAAAUACGUUCAAUAAAACAAAAAAAAUAGACCUGACUAUCAAUGAAAAACAACUAAAUGACUCCGGUUACGACAGCAGAGGCUGGCGUAGAGCUCUCAGCAUUUCUUACGCGGCCAGCAAGAAGUGGCUCAAUCAACAGGAAAACAAAGGUCUGAAAUUGGCGCUCAUAAUACUCGUUGGAUGCGUCGUGACUAUGUUCUGGUACUUAAACGCUCAGUUCAAAGAGUUUCAACAGUUAUCACAGCAAUUUGAUCAGGGUUCGCGAGAGAACAGCCGCACCGGUAGCAAUGGCAGAAACGGGACCAUAUACACGCCCGAAGAGAUCGGCGAGGGACUCGUGCGUGUCGGCAAGAUCACUUUCAACGCUGAAGAGGUUCUUGGCAAAGGCUGCGACGGAACCUUUGUCUACAAGGGUGAAUUUGAUGGCCGAUCUGUAGCAGUGAAAAGACUGCUGCCCGAUUGUUUUACCUUCGCCGAUAGAGAGGUCGCGUUGCUACGCGAGUCAGACGCCCACGCAAACGUGGUCCGUUACUUUUGUACCGAGCAGGAUCGGCUUUUCCGGUACAUUGCGCUGGAGCUGGCCGAAGCCACUCUACAGGACUACGUUGCUGGCAGAUAUGAUCGGACAAAGAUAUCCACGAAGAAUAUCCUAAAACAGGCCACUUCUGGUCUUGCUCAUUUACAUUCCUUAGAUAUAGUACACAGAGACAUAAAACCGCACAAUGUACUACUCUCGGUACCGGGGCCUCGUGGUGAGGUUCGCGCUAUGAUCUCGGACUUCGGGCUCUGCAAGAAGCUGCAGCGUGGACGCAUGUCGUUCUCGCGACGAUCAGGGGUCACUGGCACCGAUGGCUGGAUUGCCCCAGAAAUGCUUAAUGGCCAGAGGACCACUUAUGCCGUAGACGUAUUUUCCCUGGGCUGCGUAUUCUAUUAUGUACUAUCCAGUGGGAAGCAUCCUUUUGGCGAUCCUCUUAGGCGGCAGGCCAAUAUUUUAUGCGGAGAAAUCGACUUGACAGCUCUGCAAAACAUAUCGGAGAACGACAAACAGGUCGCGUUGGUUCUCAUAAAAGCUAUGGUCGAUAGCGAUCCGUUGAAAAGACCGCCAGCUCAGGCAAUUCACGAUCAUCCCAUGUUCUGGGACGCAGCCCAAGUUCUUACGUUCUUUCAGGACGUUAGCGAUCGCGUCGAAAAGGACGGAUCUGAAAGCCCAGCACUCCGGGCUCUGGAAAGAGGCAAUCGCAAGGUGGUUCAAGGUGACUGGAGACUUCACAUCGAUGUCGAGGUAGCCACUGAUCUUCGCAAGUACAGAAGCUACAGAGGCGAAAGCGUUAGGGAUUUGCUUCGAGCGCUUAGGAAUAAGAAACAUCACUACCGCGAGCUGACAGUUGAGGCACAGCAGAGCUUGGGUGAGAUCCCGACCAAAUUCACAGAUUACUGGCUCUCCCGGUUUCCACAUCUACUUAUCCACUCGUGGUGCGCAAUGCAAAACUUCCGCUCGGAGCCGACUUUACGCAGCUACUACGAUCCAGUGUACGAGUUCAAGACCGAGGACACUAAUGAUACCGACGUAGUCGAUGAUGAGGAUUUCAUGAAUUUGUCGCGUAACGAUGACAGGCUCAUACCCUCUUGGAGGGGCUCCGAAAACACGGCCAACGCUGUUGAUUGGAGUCCCAACAGGUCGAGGUUUCGUGGACAACGUAGGAAAAAAGUUGACCAACAGGAUAAAAAAAAAAUUGAAGUACCUUCCGUCUGGAGCUUGCCACCCGCGAGUUAGUCCUCACGAUCAGUUGUUGACUUACACUCGCUUGGUUUGCCGAUUUUGAAUUUGCUAUUAACGCUUCGAAACUGCUUUCCGUGUAACGUCCCAAUUCCGGUUUGAUUUUUUUUAAGAGUAAAGGUACUGGUUGAAAUAUCAUAAAGAAAUUUUAAUGAUUGAUCAAUCAAACAUAUAAGAAUUAUGAAAAAUUAUUGUGUUUUUCUACAUUAAUGAAUAAUACUCAAACCAGUAAUUACUUGAGCACUGCACGUUUUCGAAAUUAACUUGAUUGUAGCACAAUGAUUAUUUAACGUGUGGCAAUGUUACUUAACAUUUUUUGAACUUUUCGUUAAGUAUUCACUUGCGUGAUAUGGAAUUGGGACUUGAUAUUUUACCGUUUACAGUUUAAAAAAGCGAAAAUAUUAACAUUUGUUGGACUGAAUUUUAAGUAUACUUGUUAAUAACGGAUUUUCUAAGUAUAAAUUAAGUUUUCUAAAAUUAUACGAGUAUGAUGAAUGGCAGUACUAAUGUGGUCGGUAAAACACGCGAGAAUUGUAUGUGUCCACGAUGAUAGAAUCUGAUUUUAGCCACGAAGAGCUUUUAACCUGUAUAAAGAGGGUAACUGAACCAAUGAAUGAAGACAGAGUUUAAGUUAAUGAUCACUAGUAAGGUAUUUAAGUUUGAAUGUUUUAAAUAGAUUACAUUUCACAUAUUACCUACAAACUUUACAUGACUUGGUGAAGAAGUUGGUAAGUGGUAGUAGUUUUUGGUGCCAAAAGAAUAUUGUUUUUUCAGACUUUUUUUGUAACUAUGUCUUUUGGCACUUUUAACAUAUAUAAAUACUUUUCUCAAAGCUAGUUAUGAAAUAGAAGAGAAUGCUAUCAAAUGCCAUAAUUUUUUUCCUACACUUACUUUUUGUGCUUUUUCUUUCGAUGAUAGUACGUGGUCAGUUCUCGGUGCACUUAUCCCAAUAGCGUGUAAUGUAUGUUAUAAGUUUUGAGAAUAUUUGUGAUACUUGUGUGUAAGUUUGCAAUGAUAAAAAUACGAAAAAUAGAUGCAAAAAAAUAAAAUUACUUUUAUUGAUGAAGUGAUCGUUAGGGUUUGUAUCUGUUUUUACAUGUAACUACGGUGCGUAAGUGUAUAAUACGCAUUUGUUGAUUUUACUGAUUUUAUAUGUAUAAAAAUAUGUCGACACAUCACUUGACGAGAUGUUGAAUGAUACAAAGAACGCAUAUAUGAUAAGUGUGAUUUUUAGAAAUUUUAUGGGUCGAUUUUUGUAAAUACUUCUGAUUACAUUUUUUGACGACAGGUGUUUUUCUUAGCACAAAAUAUGGGUUCACUUUUAUAUGAUAAAUGCUGCACUAACUGUAAAUAGGAGUCCAGAAUAUAUAUUUAUAUGUAUAUUUUAUUUAAAAAUCAUGUUUUACUAUACAUCACUGAUAAUCGUUUGCAGUUUUGAUAUUGCACUUUGAUAAGAAGAAAGAAAUUAUUUAAAUAGAAUAAAAUUAAAUAUUAAAAAAUAUACAAAUGAUUUUGACAUAACAUACAUAUAUCACAAUUUUUGGUUUCAUGUUCACACAAAGUGAAUGAUAAAAACAUGAUUUGCAUAUUUAGUAAAUAAAAUGCGUUAGUUUAAUAAAAAAUUCUAUCAAAUAAUGUACAAUGAAGGUUAAGAUAAAAUAAAAAAUUUCAACGAUUCAA